Molecule: messenger RNA, 1395 nt
Organism: Cylicocyclus nassatus
Lineage: Eukaryota; Metazoa; Nematoda; Chromadorea; Rhabditida; Strongylidae
Source: the annotation of a GenBank genome assembly
AUGAAAUUUUUCGACCGUGGUACACUGCAAGUUGAGACGGAGAAGGAAUCACUGAAACGACCUCUACCAGCGGCUUUCACACAAUUUGAUCCAGUAAGCAAGCGUCCACUACCUAUCAUACCUCAACAAAUGCAAAACAACAUGCUCACACAUCAACAAUUGAUGCAACAAGCGGCACUACAGGCGGCGAUGCAAGCACGAACAAUGGCAUCCACCGGACAGAACUCCUAUCUAUCCGCAACUGCACAUCUUCGUCCGCUCGACGGUAAUGGAUCGCAACAGUUACGCCCGCUGGACCCGUCCCAACAACUGCGACCGCUCGACACGGCCGCCGCGCAGCAGAUGCGGCAAAUGGAUCAGGCGGCUGCGGCCGCAGCGCAAGCGCAGGCGCAGGCACAGUACCGCGCGCACGACCAGAGCGUUGCGCAACAAUUACAGAGGCAGCUACAGCCACAGAUGUUACAGAAUCAGGCUGCGCUACAAAUGCGAAAUCAACAAAUGACUGUACAAGAGUACCAUAAUUUGCUGCGACUGACCGCUCAACCGGCUGGUAUUCCACAACGACGACAAAGUAUAGCCGGGACAAAUAUGAACGCACAGAUGGCCUCAUCGGUUCCGCGUCUUCAACGUCCAGCAGUCUCGAUGGCUGGAGCACAGCCAACACUUCAAUUCUCUCAUCAAAUGGGCACCCCGCUCUCCUCAAUCGCUCCUCCUCUCUCCUUGGCAGCGCCGAUUCCGUUACCGCAGCCGAACCUCCUGGCUCAACAGUUGAUGUCAAAUGCGAUGCGAGCACCGGCUCCAAGCAUGGGCCCACCCUCUAUGGGAAUGGCCUCUGUCAGUCAAGCCCAACCAAUGCCAUCUUCUUUAGCGACUCCAUCCACCUCGGCUACCGCACCCACCGGUGGCAUGGAUGACGCUGAAUUUCUAGCUUUUCUUGAAAAUGUGCGUCAAAUUGAAGCGCAUCUAACGCGUACGUUGGCUGAGAGCAUACAGCGCUCUACGGCCACACAGCAACAAAGUCAAUAGGGGCGUGGCUGUCCCUAAUUGGAGCGCCCCAGUGCGUGUACCGAACCGAUAAUUGCUGUCGACGCUUUGAUCUCUGCUGUGAUCUCAGCCAAACGGUUAUGUAUCUUUUUGGUUACCUAAGUGUUUCUGUUGUUCAAAUCGUUUUUGUAAGUGUAACAUCAUUUUUGGACGAGUUCGUUUGAUAUUUGUUUCCCUUUAAUCUCCGUGAUCCCACCCCGUCCACUCAUAUCCAUUGCGUACAUUGCGCGCCAUGUCCCUUCGUUUUUGACCUCCGCGAGUGACUUUCCGGUUGAAAGGUGAUUUGAUUUCUUCUUUUUUUGGUAGACCCAUGCCCUGUUGGAUGAAUCGUCUCUUGUAUAUAUGUGCUAG